Molecule: messenger RNA, 2947 nt
Organism: Hyaloscypha bicolor E
Lineage: Eukaryota; Fungi; Ascomycota; Leotiomycetes; Helotiales; Hyaloscyphaceae
Exons: 1
Coding region: 120-2561 (813 amino acids)
Biological process (GO): nuclear-transcribed mRNA catabolic process; rRNA catabolic process
Cellular component (GO): nucleus
Molecular function (GO): 5'-3' RNA exonuclease activity; RNA binding
Source: RefSeq, a predicted model, not a curated record
GUGUUCAGGGCACCUGUCCCAAGCAUCCAACUAACACUAUUAUUUCAGAUGUCAUCAAAGGUCUAAAAGCAGAUGUCAACUUCAAACUUGGCCAGCCGUUUCAUCCUUAUGAGCAACUCAUGGGUGUCCUUCCUGAUCGAAGUAAAAAGAUCGUACCAUCCAUUUACCAUGAUCUCAUGACCAAUCCGGCAUCUCCCAUCCUCGACUUUUACCCCCGAGACUUCGAACUCGACAUGAAUGGUAAGAAGAUGGAUUGGGAAGCUGUUGUCAAGAUCCCUUUCAUCGAUGAAAAGCGCCUGUUGGCUGCCAUGGCUCCCAAGAACGCUCUUCUAAGUGAUGUGGAGAAGGCGAGGAAUGAGUUUGGAGUCACUUUGAAGUUCACUCAUGACCCAGACGUUGACUUUACUUACCCCUCAUCUCUUGUGGGUAUUUUCCCAGAUAUUGCACACUGUCACUGCGUUGAGAACAUCUUUGAUCUUCCCACUAUUGAAGGAUUGGAAUAUCAUGUUGGUCUUAUGGAAGGCGUUAAACUUGGGGACGCAGCAUUGGCUGGUUUCCCGAGCUUGGCUACUCUCCCUUAUAAUGCGACAUUGGGUUUUCACGGCGUCAAUGUGUUCCAACAAGAUAGUCGCAACGAGAGCAUGGUCGUCACUAUCGAAAAUACCGAGGAACGAACAAAUGUCAAGACUGCCACGAUGAAGCUGGGUCACCGAGUUUUCGUGGGAUAUCCCUUCUUACAAGAAGGAAAGGUGGUCAAAGUGUCAGACGAGCUCUUUGAUUAUCUCCCUGCAGAUGGUGGCACUUCUCACCCUAUCCAGCAACUUCAUGGCCCACGAGAAAUCGACGAUUUCCGCAAGAAGGCUGAGAGAAUUGAGAACAACUACAGCAAGCGUCUCGGUAUCAUCAUUGGCGCUGUUGAAUCGAUUACUCAUGUUGAAAUGCUGAAGGGUUUGCUAAAGACCGACGAGGGUGCUACAGUCAAGGAGUAUGCCGUGAUUCCAGGCAUGGAAACUGAAUACGCCUCUCAAGUCAUCGUUGAUGAGGUGGUUAGCGAGGAUCAACGGUUCUUAGAGAAGGCAGCUGUUCCUAUUGAGGAAGAAUUCCCGCCGGGAUCACGGGCUUUCUUCUUGGGCGAAUUUAAUUACGGCAGACCACUGGAAGUUGUGGGUCACAAGGACAAUCGAGCCGAGAUCUGGUUGUCGACUACCAAAGGCAAAGAAAUGGAAUUCGGGCGCAACAUCGUCAUGAGUCAUCAUACCAAGAGUCACUAUACUCCAUCAUACGCGGUUGCUAAGAUGUUAGGUCUGCACCCCCUCGUCCUCAGCAAGAUCACCUCAUCCUUCUCUGUAUCUGCACUGGGCCUCCCCCGACUCAAUCUUGGUCUCAACCUAAAAUUCGAGUCAAAGAAACUCAAAGUCCUGGGCUACUCUCGCAGAUCGGAUAGCGGAUGGGAAUUCAGCAACAAGGCUAUCGAGCUUCUGAGCACCUACAUGACGAAGUUCCCAGAGUUCAUUGCCGGUAUCCAACGAAAGCCACAAGGUAACGAAUACGAUGAGACCGAUUUCUAUCCGGCCGAAAUUGCGGGUGCAAAGAUCAAGGAGAUCGCGGCUUGGCUGAAAUCCAUCGAGUCCAAGAACUUUGAAAAGGUCCCCUUGGAUGCAGAGCAACUGGAUUCAGAUGCUGUCAUGGCUAUUGAGAAGGCGUCUGACGAUGCGUUGGCGAAUGGUCCCGGUAUCGAGUUCAAGAAAUUGAAAGGUGUUCCUCGAAACGCACUUAUAAAGCCCGCAGAUGCCGAGCACCGCCUUGGCAACCAGCGUUUUACGCUCGGCGAUCGAGUUGUCUACGUCCAAGAUUCUGGUCGUGUUCCUAUUGCCACUCGUGGUACCGUCGUCGGAAUAUCUCGCACUCCACGUACAACUCUACUGGAUGUCGUCUUCGAUGUAACCUUCAUGAGUGGCACUAGCCUUGGUGAACGAUGCACUGCUUUCCGUGGCUCCACAGUCUCUACUGCCUCUGUCCUCAAUCUUUCAAACAAGCAAGUUAUCGCCGGCUCAAAAGCCGCAGUCGAGAAACGGCCUGCACCGGUCACUGCUCUACUGACGGUCAACGGAGGGUACGGCAUGCCAGUGGGACCUGGAGGUCAAGGACAGUACCGCGAAGCCGGUGCACCGCCGCCUUUGAGAGGCUCGUUCCGUGGAGCUGUAGCUGGCCAGAAUCAGAAUGGAUUUUCAAGGGGCAACGGUGUCCCGCGUGGCAGGGGCCGAGGUGGUCUGGGACAUUCAGGCGAUAAUGCUGCACCAGCCGUACACAGCAGUAUGGCCAUUCGAGGCAAUUCCCAAGGGCAGAUGAACGGUGCGAGAGGCGCGAGAGGUGGCCCAGCGAACGGAUUCAGAGGCGGGAGAGGCGGCCCACCUCCCCCUGCUCCUGCUCAAGCAUUUAAUGCAGUGCCACCACCGCCAAGUUUGGAUAACAGAGGCCGUGGAGGACCUAGGGGUAGAGGUGGUAGAGGCAGAGGAUUCCCGAGAGGCAGAGGCGGCGUUGUUCAAGCGCAACAGACUUGAUUCUCUGGGAAAUUUUCUGGAGAUCUUCGUCUGGAUGACUUGGAUCUGGUUGUGUUAUGAAUCAUGAAUUGAUGAUCGGACUUCACUUCCUCGGGAGCUUAGGUAAACGACGCAUCAUGAAUCACAUUUGUACCAAAUGGCCAGACAUAGGUUGAGAUAAGGCACGAACGGGCUAUUUUCUGUAGAUUAGACCUUAGAAUAGGUCAUCAUUAUAUUGUUCAGCCUGAUCGUCAGUUUUCUCAUCUAGGAACUGAAAGCCUCAGUCACACGUGAGGCACCCUAAAGCAAGCACAAUUUCUACAACGUAUACACGCUCCUCCGAUUUAUCCCGCCAAGGCACGCAAUGUCCCAGUGAUGGCACAGUUGUGUUGUUUCCUUCAGAAUAA